Sphenostylis stenocarpa is the source of this 726-nucleotide messenger RNA. The record is from the annotation of a GenBank genome assembly. Lineage: Eukaryota; Viridiplantae; Streptophyta; Magnoliopsida; Fabales; Fabaceae.
AUGGUUCUCCUCCAUCUUGUUCCAUCAGAUCCCCCAGGCUUGAAUGCUCCCUCUCCCCUUGGUGCUAGUUUUAGUUAUCAUCCUAGUGGCUGGGGCAAGCCUCCUGUUGAUGAAGGCUCUCCACACCUCUUCCCGUUUUCACCCCCUGACAAUUUUUAUUCUCUGCAACUAAACAGUAUGGGUUUCCAUUUUAUGGAGAUGGUUUUGGGUGUUUAUCGACAAGAGAAGCCUAAUUAUGAGGAAGAGCCGGUUGAUAAGACCAAAUGCCGGGGAAUCUUGGAAGAGAAAGAGGAGGAGGAAGAGAAGGAUGAUGAAUUUGAAGCUAUUCAUUCUGUUGAUAGUCUGUCAAGAUUUCUUGCUAAACUGGUUAUGCUUAUAAUUCUCUACUUUGCAUUGGAGACAGCUGAUGUUAUUGACGACCUUGGGAAGCAGAAGAAGAAGGAACCUGAAAGGCCUCUCUAUCAAUUUUAUCUCUUUGACCAAUUGUUUGUUAGUAAGCAUGUUGAUUUCCGUGAAGAUUGUACUUUGCUUGGAACCAUACACAUUUAUGUGGUUAACACUGGCACCUUGGACAAGUCAGGGGUUAAACGGUUAAAUCUUCACAAAUACCAUAAACUUGAGAUGGGGCCAGUGCCUUCGGCUAAUGAGAACGGAGAGAAGCUUGAUUCCCAGGUAAAAACCAGUGUGAUUCUAUCUCAAACCAAGCCAGGUGUUGAGGCAGCCUAG